UCCUCAAAUGGACCUGUCCCCUCCACCAGGAUCUUGAGGGUUGCCAGGCGACAGCUGCCAGCUGCUGUGGGCGAGGCCGCGCAUGUGAAUUACAGCUAUAAGGGAGGCGAUGAACUACAUUUCCCAUAUCCCCACGGGCAGUCUGAACCUUCUUUUAAUUGUGGUAUGAAGAUUGAAGAAGAGUGUGAAAUAGGCAAUAUAAUGUCUGGUUUUCUCUCACUGCGAUGUGCAACGAUAAGAGAGACGGAUAUUUUCUCUGACAGUCAGCAGGAGGAGUAGGCAGAGGAUGCAAGCAGUUCAAGAGAAGGCCUUGUGGGUAAACACAGGAAAUGGAGGAUACGGUCCUUGCACUGCGGGAACUGCACAGGAAGUUACUGCUAAGUUCUCCCUUAGACAUUGAUGUUCAACAAUAUGCCACUCUCUUAACACUGCAGAAUCUGGAACCAACAUUGAUCAGACUUGAUGAAUGUUCUGUGGAUGUAGAAAACGUACAAUCAGCACGGUGCUUGCGAGAUAUUACAGCUCUCCAGCUAUGUCUUAUGCAGACGCUUAUCACCAAAGCAGAGAACCCAAUGACCGAGCAUAAUGUGAGAUGUCAGUAUACUCGUGUAUUGGAGCGUUUGCAGCAAACUGGCGUGGAUGCAGCAUUAAUUUCUCUCUCCCUCAACUGUGACAAGGUGCUGUCUCACCUCUCCUCAAAGUGCCUCUCCUGUUUGGUGCUAUUUCAGCUACGGUGUCAGUUUGAAGUGAAUGACCUCUGGCUUCAGUACUGCCUUAAGACGCUGUGUGAAUACCCUAAGAGUCCAGCUUUGGUUCCAUGUCUGACUUCUCUGCUGCUUGUGUGUAAAGGAAUCCUCAGGGAUCAGAAUCUUCAGCAAGCAGCUACUCUUCUGCAUCUUCUUAAACCUCUGGAUAAAGUAUUUGGAGAAUUCUGUUCUUCUAUUAUUUAUCAACAUUGUUCAACUCCUUGUCAGCAGCUAGAUUCUGACAUCCACCUCUCAUGUUUCCUAGACUUGUUGGAAGUUCUAGUUGCACUAAAAACAAAGCUGAAGUUGAAUCUCCCAUUAUGUGAGCAGGUUUUGUUAAUUACCCUUCCUCAGACUCUGAGUCUGAUAUCUUCUUCAUUCAGUUACUUUGUAAAGAAGCAGAUCAUUCUGGUGCUAAAGAGAUGCCUUCUGAAUAAAGCUGGAGAACAUUUCCUGCCAUCUUUGCUCCCUGUACCACAGAUAUCCAAUCCCCAAGUAGAUUAUGUGUCAGCCCUUGGGGAGGUGCUACUGAGUGCUGUGCGCCAGGGAUGGCUUCUGCAAGUGCCUGUUAGUGAACGAUGCAGCAGCUUUGGAGGUGCUAAUGAAACAUCAGAGUGUGGUCCUGACCUGGUAACUCUGGGAGCAGUUUGUCUGUCUGUGCUUAAAGCUUUAGAAGCGCAAGUUCUUUUGUCAGCACCAAGCAACAAUUUGACAGUGGAUCUCCAGAUCUCGAUGGAGCACUUGUUAGUUUUCUUAAAGCUUCAUUUAGGGAACGAGAAGCUGAUGCAUCAUUGUGAGUGGGUGUCUGUCAUUUUCAUAGAGCAGGAUGAUGACAUGCUGGAGGUGGCUAUGUCUUUGUUAAAGAUGUAUAUCAAAUGCCACAGGCAUUGGUUUAAUCCUCCCUUUGUCCAUGAAUCUGAAGAUGAAAAGAGAUCCUGGAAUGGCCAAUCUCACCAGAGUGGAAGUGAUCCACAUUGCAUAUUCUUGUUGCUGCUUAAAAAUGUGGCAUUUGAUGCUUCUGUCUUGCUGGAUUUUCUUAUAUCCUCAGAGACUUGUUUCCUGGAGUACUUGGUUAGGUAUCUAAAGCAUCUUAGAGAUGACUGGUCUCAGUUUUCCUUCACAUGCACCUUAUUUGAAAAACUGUCUGUCCAACAGCCAUCUAUAUGUAGUUCCCCCUAUACUGGGGGGGAAAAGCUGGGAAAUGAAUCCUCAGGACUGUCACAUACAUUCACAUAUAUAGCUAUUUCUGCCAACAAUCCUACCACUGUGACAGAAGAAAAAAACAAGUGCUCUGGACCUUCUAACAUCUCCAGCAGCAAAGGCCAACGUAUGGGUACCAUUCGGAGUCUUGUAGAUUAUGACAGCUCUGACGAUUCUGAAUUAGAAUGCACAGAUAAGCAAUUUCCUGCCUUAACAUGCAGUCAGGAUGCUAAUAGUAUAGAUACGAAAAUGGGGAAGUUGAAUUUAAGAGUGUCUCCAGUAUGUCAAAGUACACCAGCACAUGCCAAGGUCAGAGAUAAAAUGCCACUUCCAGAGAUGCAAGUAAAGACUGUUAAAUGUUUAGAAGAAUUAUAUCAAGCGGUUUCUCGGCUUCAUGGAAAGAAGCUAUUUCCAUAUAACCCAUCAGCAUUACUACGGUUGUUAGCUCUUGUUUGUAGUCUGAACAAAACCACAAGCACAAGCAGCAGUUAAAAAAAAAAAACAGCCUAGCUGCAUAAUGCAGGGCUCGACAAAUCCAGAAAUCACUGGCUCCUAGAAUAGGGGCAUUCUAAUGCAAUCAUCACAUGAUCAGAUAUAACAUUUCAUUAGUACAUGGAUGUUUUGUUCAUAAAUGUGUUUAAAGUGAAGGUCAAUUUUCAUCAAUGAGU
This is a messenger RNA of Bombina bombina (fire-bellied toad), 2614 nucleotides long. It is a transcript of the gene LINS1, whose product is annotated as lines homolog 1. The record is from RefSeq and is a predicted model, not a curated record. The coding region runs from base 330 to 2438 and encodes 702 amino acids. The transcript has 8 exons. NCBI's taxonomy places the organism in Eukaryota, Metazoa, Chordata, Amphibia, Anura, Bombinatoridae.